AAACUGUCAAUGUCAUUCGCCAAAAAAGUGUCAACCUGUCAAAUGAUCACUAUUGUAUGCUCUGUAUGGUAGGAAUAUUGAUAAAAUUUUAGCAAAAUGGUACAAGGCGACCACCCUCCAGAUGAUAAUUUAUUUAGAGCCUUUAUAAGCGCGGUAUACAAUACUAUAGAUGCUCCUGUAACAUGGAUACGAGAGAAGGUCGUGGAGCCAAACCAGAAGAAAUAUCCGUGGUACCACAGGCAGUAUCGUCGAGUUCCUACCAUCGACCAAUGUUAUACUGACGAUGUACUCUGCGACUACGAAGCAAAUUUGCAGUUUAAACGUGAUAGAGCGGUGGAUUCUGAGAUUUUGAAUAUACUGCGUAUGCGCUAUGAGGACUGCAUGUUGUAUGAAAAUCCUGACCAUUUGACUGUAUGCAAACCAUUUUGGGAAAAAUACAAAGCUGCUGAGGAAGCUUGGUUUAUCAAAUAUGGUGACCUCGGUGCAUACGCUGAUGCUAGAAAAGCCUACAUGAAACAAAAGCAUCGUAUGAUCUGGGAGAGACGUCACGGUCCUCUCUCUGAGCAUACAAAGUGAAAAAAAAAAUGAAAUGUUAAUAUAUAAGUAGAUAACAUGUUCUUGCAAUAAAAAUUUUAGUAAAUAUUG
Melitaea cinxia (Glanville fritillary) is the source of this 645-nucleotide messenger RNA. RefSeq names its product NADH dehydrogenase [ubiquinone] 1 beta subcomplex subunit 10 (gene ND-PDSW). The transcript is spliced from 4 exons. The record is from RefSeq and is a predicted model, not a curated record. The coding region runs from base 97 to 576 and encodes 159 amino acids. NCBI's taxonomy places the organism in Eukaryota, Metazoa, Arthropoda, Insecta, Lepidoptera, Nymphalidae.